Molecule: messenger RNA, 1519 nt
Organism: Homalodisca vitripennis (glassy-winged sharpshooter)
Lineage: Eukaryota; Metazoa; Arthropoda; Insecta; Hemiptera; Cicadellidae
Product: alcohol dehydrogenase class-3-like
Exons: 10
Coding region: 299-1429 (376 amino acids)
Biological process (GO): formaldehyde catabolic process
Cellular component (GO): cytosol
Molecular function (GO): S-(hydroxymethyl)glutathione dehydrogenase [NAD(P)+] activity; zinc ion binding
Source: RefSeq, a predicted model, not a curated record
AGGAUGGAUUUAGGUGGUGCAAUCGAGUGUUUAGUUGGCGUAAUUUUUUUGUAUUAAAAAAUUAAUUUUUUCCCAGUUGUUUAAGAUAUGUUUCAUGAAGAUAGGAAAACACAAAAGAAACAUGUUAGUCUUUUUACGAGUUACUGUAAAAAUGUAGGGGUGUAUUUUAAGCGUGUCAAAUGAAAAACAGCUGAAGAUAAUGAUUGGAUAAAGAAAGAGUUUUGGCAUUUUAUACGUGUUUCUGCUGAAAGACCGAUCAUCCCGUGACUAGCUCAGAUUCUUCAAACUACUCUUUGAGAUGGGUGAUUCAAAUAAGGUAAUCACAUGCCGAGCCGCAGUGGCGUGGGAGAAAAAGAAACCUCUGGUGAUUGAAACUGUUCAAGUAGCUCCGCCACAGGCCGGAGAGGUACGAAUAAAGGUUUCUUCUGUAGCUCUGUGUCGUGCGGAUGCCUACACUCUUGAUGGCUUGGAUCCUGAAGGAAUUUUCCCUUGUGUGCUUGGUCACGAAGGUGCCGGGAUAGUAGAGAGUGUCGGGGAAGGUGUGACUAGCUUUAAACCAGGUGACCAUGUCAUUCCUCUGUACAUUCCACAGUGUGGAGACUGCAAGUUUUGCAAAUCACCUAAAACCAACUUGUGCAGUAAAAUUCGGCUUACUCAGGGAAAAGGUUUGAUGCCUAAUGGAACUACAAGAUUUACUUGCAAGGGAAAACAGCUGUUUCAUUUCAUGGGAUGUUCUGCCUUCAGUGAAUAUACCGUAGUGGCUGAAAUAUCUUUGUGCAAGAUCUCAGAAAUGGCCCCAUUGGAGAAAGUCUGCCUGCUAGGUUGUGGUGUACCGACAGGGUUUGGGGCUGCACUUAACACAGCAAAGGUAGAACCAGGCUCUAACUGUGCCAUCUGGGGACUGGGAGCCGUGGGGCUGGCUGUGGCGUUGGGCUGCAAAGCGGCAGGAGCAACUCGUAUCAUUGGAAUCAGUCGCAACCCUCAAAAGUUUGAAAUAGCCAAGAAAUUUGGAGUAACUGAGAUUGUGAACCCUUUGGACCAUGAGAAGCCUAUACAAGAGGUUCUGAUUGAAAUGACUGAUGGAGGAUUGGAUUAUACCUUUGAAUGUGUUGGAAACGUCAUGACAAUGAGGGCAGCUCUAGAGGCCUGCCACAAAGGGUGGGGGACAUCUGUAAUAGUGGGUGUGGCUGGAGCGGGGCAAGAGAUUUCCACCCGCCCCUUCCAGCUGGUCACUGGUCGUUCUUGGAAGGGAACUGCAUUUGGAGGCUGGAAGAGCAAGGAUAGUGUCCCGAAGCUAGUUGACCAAUACUUGGCCGGCAGUCUAAAACUGGAUGAGUUCAUCUCCGAUGUUCUUCCAUUCGAGAAGAUCAAUGAGGGGUUUGAUUUGUUACAUGCAGGAAAAUGUAUACGUGUGGUUUUAAACUACUGAAAAGAAGAAAAAAAACACUCAGCAAAGGAAAAAUAUAAAAUAAACAGUGCCUUGUUUAGUUAAUAAAUUUGAAAUGAAUUUAAUUAUUAA